Messenger RNA from Dermacentor andersoni, 9509 nucleotides. RefSeq names its product EEF1A lysine methyltransferase 4-like. NCBI's taxonomy places the organism in Eukaryota, Metazoa, Arthropoda, Arachnida, Ixodida, Ixodidae. The record is from RefSeq and is a predicted model, not a curated record. Gene Ontology annotation, molecular function: S-adenosylmethionine-dependent methyltransferase activity.
GCAUCCCAUGACAUCACAUGGACGUGGCAUUCUCGCUGUUUGUUCUAAAUGCAAGUUUUGUGAACCAGCAGAACCAGCGCAGCACGACGCGAUAACGAAACAACUGAAACUCCAAAGCGCGCCCGGCGCAGAGUCGAGCGAGAACGAAACCUUUCGACCACCCAUACCACUCAAGCGUAACGUCAAAAUGUUUUUUUUUUUCUUAGAAUCGAAUAGAAGUAGACAAGUAGCAUUUUAUUCCGACUUAUAACCUAAUAAAAUUAUCUUUUUAAUACGAGCGGUUGAGUACUAGUGACAUAAACUAUGAUGAGGAGUGCCUUCGUAAUCGGGCUAGUACCGGACUGUCGCUGGGGGGUCUCAAAUCGUGUCAUGCAUUUACCUCAAUUUCUCGGUUACUAAAGCUCUGUUCGCGAUUAUAUUGACGCCUACGUUUUAGAGCAUUGCUUUAUCACUUUAACUUGACUUCAUAGUAACCUUUAGUGUCCCUUUAAGACACCAGCAGCACCCAGCCAGCAGCCAUUUGGCGUGAAAUGACUCAAAUGACUCAAAAAGUCACGAGUCAUAUCCUAUACAUUUGCCUAGAAAGAAGAAUGGAGGGAAAGCGAAAUGGCUGCAUUCAAUCGAAUUCUUCAUCGGCAUUUUUUUAGACUGCGCCGCCACUAGUAAUCCAGAUAACACGAGCAACAUGGGCUCGCGCAUGGCAGGUUGACGAAUUCGUUACUCGAUCGAUCUCGAUAGCUUGAAACUAGUAUACUCUAGGCACUCUAUAAAAACUAGCUUGAAACGAAAUUUCUAUGGUUCUAAGCAGCUCAAAUUGCGUGCACCGACACUCCCUCUGUAUGAUAUGUACUGUCGUGCCCUCUUUUGAGAGUAGCAAACACAAGAAAACCCUAAAGCGUGGCCUUCGAGAUUCCAAAGCGCACCAAUGCAAUAAAAAAAUCACAGAAACUAAAACUUACGCAUAAAAAUAAAUAAAUAAAAACAUUGACUGAGUUUUUUUUUUAAUGCAAAACAAAGGAUGGUUGCGUUGGUACUCUUGGAGGCUAUACAAAAUUGGGCACGUUGGUGUCGGGAACAAACAAAGCGGUCUCUCCAAAAUUAAAAGCGUUCAGGGGCCCCUCAAUUUAUAUGACUGUACAUUUUAUAUGCGUGUUGAUCUUUGCUACUACUUCUAAUCACCACGCUUGCGACUGAUAACUUCUAAAAGCGAAAAUGUUCACGUAAUGCGCUAACUCAGCGAAAUAUGGAGUCCUUACAAGAGUUGUCUAUUCUCUCCGAACUCUUUGAACUCACGCGUCCACGUGUGUUUUCCCGGUGGUUUUGGUGGUUUGCAGCACGUGUAGUGCGUGUACGCUGCAAGUGGAGUGUUGACUGUUGCUUAGACCUGGCACAUUCCACUCAGAAGACUUGGUGUGUUGUGUUUGACGUUGAAGUAUAGGGAAGCAUCAUGAAUAGCGUAGCGGUUAUUCCAAAAGAGAACGCACGCUACUGUGACGUCGCUUACUGGGAUGACAGGUAUCGGAAUGAGGACACGUACGACUGGCUGCUUCCGUACCAUACGUAUGCCCAUCUCAUCAAGCAGCAUGUCCAAAAUACCGACCGGAUACUCAUGUUAGGUUGCGGAAAUAGUCCUCUUAGUGAGCUGCUGUACAAGGAUGGCUUUAGGAACAUUGAAAACAUUGACUACUCUCACGUUGUGAUCAACAACAUGUCAUCACACUGCAGUGACUGCGCCCAGAUGAAGUGGCACGUCAUGGAUGCCACACACCUUCAGUUUCCAGAUGGCUCGUUUGAUGUUGUCAUCGAAAAGGCCACUAUUGAUUCCAUGAUGGUAAAAGAAAAGGACCCAUGGAAUAUUUCGGAGCCAACCAGAGUGAUGGUGACGAAAGUCCUAAGUGAGAUCAGCCGUGUGUUGCAUAGAGGUGGCCGCUUCAUCUCCAUCACAUUUGCACAGCCUCAUUUCCGAAGCCCGCUCUAUGCCGACAUGCAGUUCGACUGGUCUCUCGACACAUUCAAGUUUGGCACCAGCUUCCACUACUUCUGCUACAUCAUGACCAAGGGCCAAGAACUAUCAUUGGAUGCCACAAGCUGUUACCAUUUGCCUGUCUUCCGUCGUAAUUCCACCACUAGCCAAAGCAGUGAACCUGAAAAUGAGGACUUCCUUUUGAAAAUCUUAGCCUCCUGACACUAGGAAAAAAAUUAGCUCUUUAAAGGAUUUGUAGCUUUUAUCUAGGACCGGAAUUUGUGGGAAAGGCGUUUAACACUGUCAACACUCAGGCAAGUGCUUCAGGGCAAAGAUGCAAUAUUGAAGCUGAAAAUUGCUCUUUUAUAUACGAUGGCUCUUGGCCAAGAUGGUUGGGUCGUAGUUUUCUGGAACACAGCAGACACUUUUUUUUACAACACAGAAGGCAUGUGUCACUUUGUUUCAUUCUGUGUUGUCAAAAAAAGUGUCUGCUGUAUUCCAGAAGAGGAAAAUGUCUAAUGUUUCUCAUUGCGUUAUUCACUAGUAUGUGUUGCAUACUUUUUAUCCUUCGUCAUGCUCAUGCCACUCUGCUUGGAGGAACACUAAAGUUACACUGUGUUAUUAAAAUACGCUGUUGCAAUAGCAUAGUGACCACCCUUACUCUGAGAAGAGGCUUGGUUAGUCAGAAAAUAUGGAGGAAUGAAAAAUGAGUGACAGGUGCCACUCUGAAGUUUUGACACUAGCCCUCUUUGACAUCACGGAUUUUGACAGCCUUUAGUUUUUCGGUAAGGAUGGACUACAUUUCAGUGUAAAGAAACCAGAAAGGACUCUGCCUAGCAAGUCUUGAGAACGUUAUUGCGCAAAAUUGGCCUUGAAUGUGGGAAAUCUUCAAAUCCGUGAUGCCCACACUGGCAGCGGGGGAUUUGAGUGAACUUUUAAUGAUUGUAAGUUUGAUUUCCUCCAUUAAUAAUGAAAAUUUUUUCAGUCAAAUGAGUAAAAAUAAGAGUUUCAUACGAAUACUUCAUAGUACAAACUAAUGUAGAGUUGUUUCUUUAGUGUUCCUUGUCAUGGGCAGCUAAACCUUACAAUUCUUCAUGUGUGCAAAGCACGCUUUCUUGGGCAUCGUGACUUCACGAUGAAGACACUGGAAGGUGCAAUGAGCUUUCUUUUUCUUUUUGUUCUGUCUUGUUUCGAUGCCAUGUUUUUAUGCCACAGGAUGGAUAGGUGGGAGAGGGUAAUGCAGUAUUUGAAAAGUUAAGAGCCCAAGAAAGACACUGGACAUAGAAAAGGGUGGCUUGAAAAGCGUGUGUGGUGUGUUUCUUUUCCACAUCCAGUGUCUUUCGUGCACUCAUGUUUUCUCAUACUUGUGCCAUCUUUUAGUGCAUAAUUUAGUGCCUUCAUCUAACGUUGACGAAGUGGUAACCAAGAGGCUGAAAGUGCCAGGUUGUUUUCUGCCAGAGCUACACAGUGGACUGUGAGGAACAACGUGUGGAGGUCUUGGGGAUCAAUUUUUAACCUGCUGGAAUGUGCGAGCAUUGUUCUUCAUUAUGCACAUAAAAUAUAAGCACUUGAGCAUUUUAGCCAUUCUACCUCAUGAAAUGUGACUGCUGUGGCCAGGAGUUCAGCCUGCAACGUAAUAUGCAUUACCAAGAAAAAAAAAAAUACGAUCUAAAUAUAUGUUUAUUUUUGUGCAUGUGUGUGUUGUUAUACUGAAGUUUAUGAAGUUUUUAUAGUGCAUGGCUGUGCAAGAAGUUGCGCAUGUUGCUAUAUUCUGUUGUCAUUCCUGGUGCACGAUUAAAUUGUAAGCUUUCCUUUUACUGGAAACAUCAGAUAUAGUCUAGAAACUAGGCCAGUCUUGUUUGCUUGUUCAUUGCACUUUAGUUGAAGCACGGCAUGACAUAACAUGACACACUCGGAAUCGAAGUAGAAAUUAUGGAGGUUCAAGUUGAGUAUGCUAACCACUACGGCAUGGCCAUAUCACGCAACCAAGAGAUAAUACUUCUGUGCCGUUUAGUUGUCCUCCAACAUAAGAAAAUGUCUCAAAAUGAGCAAUAUCUCUCUGCAUUGAAUAGUUUUCGGAGCUUGCAGUUGUACCACUUGUACCUUUAACUGGUUAUGUGUUGCGUGCACUGCUUGCCAAUUGAUGGCACUGGGGACAGCGAUCGACAAGAAAAAAAUCGGGAGGGGAAUCUGUACGCUAACGCAAAGGACAGUGACUUGCUAUUUGAGGCCUGAGCUGGCUGCCUGUGGUCAGAAACAUACUGGAGGAAAUAUUGGCAACAGGUCGAGGCAGGUGUCUGCUGCAACAAAAGUCUGGAAACGACGUAGACCAUCGUAAUGGAAUGCAAAGAUAUGCAACCAGAAAGAGCCGUAGGAAACUUCGACCUACCUCAAGUGCAGGGAUUCAAAGUGUAUUGAAGCAUUAAUUGGUCAGUGGUCGACAUAAGCAAGUGACAUUUAGAGUAUUCGUGGGAAAAAAAGCAGGAAAGAAAACGGGAGUUGUUACAGGCAUGGGUAACUGUACACUACUAUACAGGGUGUUUCGCUUAACUAAAAAUGUUAAAUGCCACCCAGCUGUACAAAACUAAGGUAAUGUUGUUUGCCGUCGCUUGGAGAUAUUCAGAUUACUUAUUGCAUUAUUCCUUAUUAGUUAAUUAGUCUUAAUUCAUCGACUCUCAAUUAUUAUAAUCCGAUGUAAACUUUCAAUUCGAAAAUUGCAGAGCAACAUGAGAAACUCCUGAUACAGCUUUCUGUUGCUCAAUGCAUGCUGCACAUAAAAGUAUUUUUGCAAGCUUGGAAGAAGCCAGCGAAUACGUGCAAAGCACCUCGAGCGGCCAGUCGCGCGGCAAUUCUGCGUGUAUUCGCUGGCUUCUUUCACAAUUAGCCAGGUGACUAUUUGUCACCGCCCCGUUUCGAAGGGGAUGACAAUAAAUAUAAUCGCAUCUGCUGACACACUUUGCUAACUGCCGCAAGCUGCAUGAUAGACAAAACUAGAACUGGCAGCUACAGCAAUGUGAUGCACUGUCUACAUUGCGUGCAUAGUCAAAAAACGCCAUGCUUGAUGUUGAGCCCAUCAUUCGGAAGUAUCGAGGGGUUCUUCAAAUGGCGCUAGAGUGCUCUGAUGUUUUCCGAGAGUAAAUUUGUUCGUGUGUCACUGGCUCACAGUUGCAGUUUGUAGGGAUUAAGGAGUUACUGGAUUGUGUUUCUUUCACCGUGUUCUCUCCUGCAUUAUUGGCACUGUCAAACGAAACAUUCCGCACUUUUCUUCAACUUCGUACACUGUAAUCUUCUUGCAUCAGAGCCAGUCACUACCGUUUUGUACAAUGCUGUCCUUUUAUACAAACUUACAGCACAUCAGGGAUAGAAUGUGAACUCAGCCUAUGCCCUUCUUGUGUAGCAAGUUUAUUCUCAUUGCAAACAGACGUUGCUGAUUCAACCGAAAGGCUGUUUCUAUGGGUGUAGCUAUGAAGAAACCACAUCAUAAAGCACGUCCACUACAAUUCUAAACACGAUUCACUAAACUGUUGCAAGUUAUGAAAAUUGACACGCUGAAUCACAUUAAAGACUGAAAGCAAUGGGGCAGCUGUCAUAAAUGGUGUCGGCUGCCAUCACUGUUGGUGGCGUUGGGACACUGUAAAUGCACUUGCAUUUACAGUGUCCACACCAGAAAAUUUACAGAAAUUUACCAGAAAUUUACAGCCCACACCACAAAAUGCCCCUAUUGUUGCGGAAAUAAGAUCAUGGACUUUGGCCAUACAGCAGUCGUGGGCUAGGAGUAAGCAGUGUCACAUUCACGAGGGCCAUUAAAGUCAGCCUUAAAGUCUGGUGAUGUUUGAAGGUAGUUUCAUUUAGCGUAAGAAAUGUUACAUAAUUUAUCACAGCCUCUUGCAGAUUAUGUCUUUCUCUUUAAGCCAUCUUAUUGCAUUACCUAAUUUGUCCAUUGUAGCAGCAGAGAAAUUACACUUGCCAGGGAUGCAUUUUGUUGGAAAUGAGAUUAGCUACGCAUAUGUGUGGCACAAAGAAAAAAUAUGUAAUCUAUUGCUUGGCCUGAAAACCACAAUAUGGCAAAAUGUGGCGUUGUUGUCCGAUAAUUGGGGAGAAUCUGCUGUGAGCACACAGAUGUAGAGCCUCCCAUGGCAUGCUUCAGCUGCGUGUCUGCACCUCUUCUCUUGAAUGUGUUUAUUUUUGACCUUUCACUCUCUCAGUCUUGCACUAUCAGCACGAAUUCAAAUGUGAACAAUUCCACACUGCUCCAAUGCAUUAUUCCAUUGCUCACCUGCAUCGGUAACACUGGUUUAAUUUGGACUUCAAAACAUACACUUCGUGCUAUAUUUCAUGCAUAGAAAGUGGCGACGGUGUCAUGUCAUACUUCCAAGGAAUUAUGUGUAACAGGUGUUCUGAUUUCUUGUUCAUAUUUCAGUCUGGGCUGAUGGUACGUUUCGCCUUCACAAAUAUUUGCACACCUGUAGCGUUUUUACAUACUGCCUGCUACAUAUAACUUCCUUUGUAGCAUUUCCACCUUGUGAGCUCUUAAGCUGUGCAUUGCUUUGCCUUGUUUGCUUUCCCCCCUUUUCCUUCUCAUUGUAUUUAUGCAUUUGCUGUUCUUAGCACUGUUUAAUUUCUUUUCAUGGGUGCUCAUUGUCUGGAAAGAAGAGGAAUAAGUUCCUUUUCUCUGUCGCUGUGAUACCUGCUUGUAUGGACAGUUGUCUGCAACGCUUAAGAAGGCCAUCCCGCCAACUGGUGCUGUUGGACAUUAAUAAACCUCGAAACUUGGACCACCACAAAAUUGUACAGCCCCCUUUUUGCCUACUCAAAUUACUGCCUGGCCCUAUUCAGAACUCUGCGCGGGAAUGUGUAUGAAUUCACAUAUACAGUGGAAUGCCUUUAUAACGAAGUGGUUGGGCCCACCGAAAUCAUUUGUUAUACAGGUCACUAUGUUGCAAAGGUCCUGCGCCGCUCACAAUAGAACUGGGACAGAAUUAUUCCUUCAUUAUACAAGUCAUUUGCUGUAGAGGUGCUUGACUGUACAUAUGCUGUACAGUGUUUUAGUAGCGCUGAUGUCCAGGUGGUGGGUGGCAUUCGUACCUUCGGUACAAACAGGAUUGCCAGUACAAACAGGAAAACACCAGUGGUGAGGACAUUGAGUUAACUAUCUGUGAGGGGUGGGGUCGGUGCCAAAAUUGUGCAUCUUAUGAAAAUGGAACAGAAAACAUCUCUAUGAUAGAACAUUGGCGUAUCGCAAUGGCAUAAAGUAGGAAGUAAGAGCUAUUGAACAAAUGCAUGAAACACGCACCUGGAUUGAUGGUGCUACAUUAAAGAAUGUUGUUGCUACUCUUUUAACAAGCUUGUGAAAAUGACUGCAGCAGUGAUUGGCCAACAAUGCACACCUUUAUCUCUAUUCAGUGUUAAGAUAGUUCUUCUUCUUGUAUUUGAUUUCUUCCUGUCAUUUAUAUUGUACACAUAGCACUUAUGCUUGACCUUUUCCAUCCCCCUAUGUGGUACCUGAAUGGGCCCUUAAUAAAUAAUUAAAAUAACUAUAUAUUAUCUACAAAUUUACGGCAAACUGGUUUACAAGCUAACCUGAAGAAUAUGCACCAUUUUGUGUUCCAUGAGGAGAUAGUUGGCCAUUUAAAAAAGCACAAAUCGUUGCAGAAUUCCAGAUUUUCUAAAGAUGUGCGUAUAAAAUAAGAGGAAGGGCCAGUUCACCCUCUUAGAUCUCACAACUCAGAAAGCAUUGUCAAGAUAACAGCGUUGAUUGUCCUGCCAACUGCCAACCACUCAUAUGUGCAAGUAAAAGAAAAUUGCUAUGGCUGCUGGAAACCAGCCGAGUGCUUAGUGGGGGAGUAAAAAACAAACUUCAGUUGCAAUUUAGCAUUAGGUGUGAAAAAAAUGCGUUAGUAUUACGUUGCACCUCUUUGAUGUCCCGGAUCCAUGAUUUAAACUGUGUUCACCGCAUUGCAGACUGUUGUUCAGGAGCUCACUUGACACACAUCCUGCCUUCUUGAGGAGUGAUGUGCAACUGUUAGUUUACACAUUUUUUCCACUUUGAUACUUGUAAUGCUAGUGCACUAAAAACAUCAGAGUAAUGCAGGGAAUUUGUCUGUUCCUUACAUGCCAUGGCGCAAUGGCACAUGUUUUCAUUUGCAACUGGCAUCUCAGCAGUUGCUUUUAUUGAUCAUGGGCUGGCAUGUCAUGUUAGUUGUGUUUCUGUUCUGUGCUUGACGAGUCCAAUUUGUGAGGUGCGGUUGUUUAUUAUGUUAUGCGCUGUACCUUGGUGAAUCGAUAUGACACAUUUGAUUAUUGUUCAUUGGAUAAUUAUGUGUAUUGAUAUGUAACCAGUGAUUAAUUACAUGCGCAGAAUUGUGUUUAAGAAAACAGCAUUACGAUGCUUCCUCUUUAUUGGUUUCAAAGGGGUCAUGCAUCGGUUUUUGCACAUGGUAGAAGAAUAUAUGUCAAUAUAUACUCAAAUUAAUUUAGUUUUUUACAUGCACAAGCUCCCAGUACAUAGGCUAUGUUUUGUACAAACAGAAUAACUCUGCAAGUCUUCUUCAUGUUCCUAGAAAUUUGCAUACUAUAGAUGCAUGAUUACCAGUCUCUGAGCUGGUUUGACGGCUUUGAAUGACUUGCUGGCUGGUUUCGGUGCUUGCGUUUGUCUGUGCACUUCGUGUACCACAACAGGGCAUGUAGUAGGAUGUUGUGUUGAUCCACCUACAGAAACUUCCUGCAAACACUACAGUCGCACUACGUUAUGCUAGGAAAGCAGUUGGGAUGGAACCACAAUUGAUUCUUAAAUUUUUUAACCCUGUUUACUUGACUGUGAUAUGAAAGCCCAUUUCACGACAUUAAGCGCACUCUACUGCAAAAAAUUGCAACCAUAACCCGUGCACUGCAAAGUGCUUCGUGUGUACUUAAAUAUCUUAGGCUGUAGCAUGCAAUCACUGAACCAAAUCCAUUCUGUCUCGGAAUGCCUGGGAGUGCAGAUAUGUUUUCUCAAUCUUUGAGGCUAUUUUCAGACUGCUGUCCCAAGCUGGUUUAAUAUCUACCAUUAUUUAUACUUUUGAUGUUUGCGAGGCAUCUGAGCUGACAUUGUAACAAGCUUUAAAAUGUCGACAUAUAUUUUGCAGAUGAGAUAAACCAUGUGCCAUAAGCAGACAUGUAGAAAAUUUGCUACUAUAGUUAUGUGUUUUGUGUAAUUAACCUUUUAAUUAUUACUCUUUAAAGUUAGCUCUCCCACAGUAAUGCUUGUCUGGAUGGUAGCUACCUAUACUCAUAAAUUAAUAUUGUAUAAUCUAUAAUUUCUCACUCCAUUCAGCUAUGAGACUGCAGCACUCGGCAGGCAAUAGCACUCAAACACCUGCAGCAGAACACACAAUGUUGGUGUCGUCUGCAAAGGAGCUGCACCUGAGCUGGGAUGCCAUUUGCAUGUGUGCACACUUCACCUUGGAAUUAUUUGCCUAUGAGCGUACAUAUUUAAUCCUCCAAGUUGGGUAUUUUCAUUUGCUAUACUACAAAAUGUAGACUGAGCAUAAAAGUUUUUUCGUGUGCU